UAAACUAUUUUGAAUAUUGAAUGAUUAUAUUGAUACAUACACUGUAUUGCCAAAAAGUAUUGGGACACCCCCUCCAAAUCAUUGGAUUGAGGUGUUCCAAUCACCUCCAUGGCUACAGACUGCUUCUGCAAACAUUUGUGAAAGAAUGGGUUGCUCUCAGGAGCUCAGUGAAUUCAUGCGUGGUACUGUGAUAGGUUGCCACCUGUGCAAUAAGUCCAUCCAUGAAAUUUCCUUGCUACUAAAUAUUCCACGGUCAACUGUUAGUGGUAUUAUAACAAAGUGGAACUAACUGGGAGCAACAGAAACUCAUCCACGAAGUAGUAGGCCAUGUAAAAUGAUAGAGUGGGGUCAGCGCAUGAAGCGCACAGUGCACAGAAGUCGCCAACUGUCUGUAGAGUCAAUAG
Molecule: messenger RNA, 404 nt
Organism: Staurois parvus
Lineage: Eukaryota; Metazoa; Chordata; Amphibia; Anura; Ranidae
Source: the annotation of a GenBank genome assembly